GGUAAAAUAGGUCGUGUUCAUAGAAUACCACCUUUCCUUAAAAAAUAAUUGCCAGUCAUCAGUUUUUACCGAAAAUUCGUGCAUUAAACACCAAAAAACCACAAUGGGCACAAUCAAGGUGAUAAAUGACGAAAGUCACUUCCAGACGGAGUUGGCAAACGCCUCCACUAGACUUGUAGUGGCCGAUUUCACUGCCAGUUGGUGUGGCCCCUGCCAGAGAAUAGCACCGAUUUUCCAGCAGUUGUCCACGAAAUACGUUAAGGCCGUUUUCCUGAAAAUUGACGUGGACAAGUGCCAGGAAACUGCAGCAAUGCAAGGGGUCUCAGCCAUGCCUACGUUUAUUUUUUACCGCAACAAGACGAAAGUUGAUACACUUAGAGGGGCGGAUCCCACGGCUUUAGAAAAUAAAAUUCAGCAAUAUUAUGGAUCAGAGGAAGGCGAAGAGGCUGAUGCUGUUGCUGGACACAUGGACUUGCAACCGUUUAUUAUGAAAGCUCAGUGCGAAUGUUUGAAUGAGAGUGAUGAGCAUUUACUAGAGCAUUGCUUGAAUUCCGGAGGGGGCUAUCUCCAGUCAGAUUGUGAUGAACAGUUGAUCAUUUCCAUUGCUUUUAACCAAGCUGUGAAAAUUCACAGUUUGAAAAUUAAGGCCCCCGCUGAUAAGGGCCCUAAAAAUGUUAGAAUUUUUAUAAAUCAACCAAGGACUCUCGAUUUCGAUCUUGCUGACGGGUACACAAGUGUUCAAGAGCUACAAUUAACACCAGAAGAUUUAGAAGGCAAUCCCGUGAACCUGCGCUAUGUUAAGUUCCAAAACGUUCAGAAUAUACAAUUUUUCAUCAAGGAUAACCAAUCAGGGGGUGAAGUCACCCAAAUUGAUCACUUAGCAAUAAUUGGGUCCCCAAUCAGUACCACAAAUAUGGGCGAUUUUAAGCGAGUUGCGGGCAAGAAGGGAGAAAGUCAUUAAGAAGGAAUUACUUCAAAAAUUUUAAUUACAAAAUGUAUACAUAAUACUUAAAUACAUUGUUACAAAGUCA
Molecule: messenger RNA, 1031 nt
Organism: Tribolium castaneum (red flour beetle)
Lineage: Eukaryota; Metazoa; Arthropoda; Insecta; Coleoptera; Tenebrionidae
Gene: Txl
Product: Thioredoxin-like
Exons: 6
Coding region: 104-961 (285 amino acids)
Cellular component (GO): cytosol
Molecular function (GO): protein-disulfide reductase activity
Source: RefSeq, a predicted model, not a curated record